AUGGACCAAGUAUUCUCUUUGCGGCAGGUGCUAAAGCAGCGCCACGCAUACCGCAGACCGACAAUACCUGUGUUCCUCGAUUUCAAGAAUGCGUUCGAUUCAGUCGAUCGAUCGGUUCUGUUCGAAAUACUUGCGCGGAAAGGUGUUCCCACGAAAUAUGUGAACAUCCUUCGUGCUCCAUACUCGAACACUACAGGCCACGUCAGGGUCUACGGUGGCCUGUCUGAUAGCUUUCCGAGCACAAAUGGCGUUCGUCAGGGUUGUUCGUUUUCCCCAUUUUUGUUCAAUUUCGUCUUGGAUUCUAUCAUGGAGUGUUCCCUUGCGGAAUCUCACCAUGCAGGCGUUGAAAUGCUGCCUGGUGAAAGGUUAGUUGAUCUAGAUUAUGCGGACGAUAUCGUCUUGCUUUUCGACAAUGUUGGGGCGGCACAAUCAACCCUGAAUAGCCUGUCCUGUGUGGUCCCGUUAUUUGGUAUGCACUUCGCACCUUCAAAGUGCAAAGUGUUGCUGCAGGACCACCAGCCACUUGAUGACCCCUUGACGCUUGCUAACGAGGAACUCGAGGUGGUUGAUCAAUUCACUUAUCUUGGCAGCUGCAUCAGCAAUGAUGGGCGCAUAGAAACUGACGUCAGCUCACGCAUUGCAAAAGCCCGACCUACCUUCUUGAACCUGCGGCAUCUUUGGCGACAGAAGGAAGUUUCCGUCCGUCUGAAAGACCGUGUAUACAAGACCACAAUGAAGACCGUUCUGCUCUAUGGUAGUGAGACAGCCCCUUCA
Molecule: messenger RNA, 774 nt
Organism: Dicrocoelium dendriticum
Lineage: Eukaryota; Metazoa; Platyhelminthes; Trematoda; Plagiorchiida; Dicrocoeliidae
Source: the annotation of a GenBank genome assembly